AUGGCUCCUGCUCGACAGCAACCGGCGCCACCGCCGUUCAGCAAAGAUGAAAAAGUGCUCUGUUUCCACAUGGACAUGCUCUACGAGGCCAAGAUUAUGGAUGUUCAGCCAGGUGAGAAGCCCAGUGACGGAUACAAGUACAAAGUCCAUUACAAGGGGUGGAAGAACACCUGGGACGACUGGGUGCUGGUAGACCGUAUCCGGCCAUUCGACGAUGAGCACAAAGAGCUGGCUGCACAGUUGCACGCGCAGUUGAAGCAUAACAUCCAACGAAGCACUAAGCAGCCGAAAAAGGGCCUGAGAAGUGGUGCUGAGUCUGCUAGAGUCAGCGAGGAGCGAUCAGGCUCUGCCACUGUUCAAGGGGGGAGGGGAGGAAGACGAGGCAAAGACUGGGAAUUGGAACAGGGCUCUCCUGAUUUGGCUCAGCCUGACAAGUUGGUGGAUUCUCUUAAGUCCGUUAAGAAGGUCAAGUUGGCCAAGCUCAAAGAACCCAAGGAUCAUCUUGCUCUUCUCCCAUCUAGUGGCCAUCGCUAUGUAACAGAGUCGGGCAAACUGAUCCAUGAUGAUCGCUACGCUAUGCCCUUGACUGUCGAAGACGAGCCAAAGCAGCCACGUCAGAAGCCUCUCAAGCCUAGUGCCAAGCCCAAGCCGCGCUCAUGCGACCAGCUCGAGACGGAGGAUGCUUUUCACAACAAACCUAUGAUUAAACUCCCAGUACCCGACCACAUUCAAGCGAUGCUGGUUGAUGAUUGGGAAAACAUCACCAAGAAUAACCAGCUUGUCCCUCUUCCUCACAAUAAGCCAGUCGCCAAGAUAUUUGAAGACUAUCUUGCGCAUGAGCGUCCAUACCGCGAGGAGGGAUCUUCCAGCAUGGACAUCUUGGAAGAAGUCGUCGCAGGCUUCCGCGAGUACUUCGAGAAGGCUCUCAGCAGAAUCUUGCUGUACCGUUUCGAGCGCCACCAGUACAUGGAGCUCAAGAAGCUCUGGGAGAACCCUGAGGCGAACCCAGAAAUCACCAAUGUCUGCGAUGUCUAUGGCGCUGAGCAUCUUGCUCGGCUAAUUGUCUCUCUCCCCGAACUGUUGGCGCAGACCAACAUGGACCAGCAGUCCGUGUCCCGUCUUCGAGAGGAGAUAGGAAAGUUCAAUGUCUGGCUAGGACGUAACUGCGAGACAUAUUUUGUUAACGAGUACGAGACUCCCAGCCAGGAGUAUAUUGACAAAGCUCGUAGCUUCUGA
Messenger RNA from Fusarium musae, 1236 nucleotides. RefSeq lists its product as uncharacterized. NCBI's taxonomy places the organism in Eukaryota, Fungi, Ascomycota, Sordariomycetes, Hypocreales, Nectriaceae. Bases 1 to 1236 code for a protein of 411 amino acids. Gene Ontology annotation, cellular component: nucleus; NuA4 histone acetyltransferase complex; Rpd3S complex. The transcript has 5 exons. Gene Ontology annotation, biological process: regulation of DNA-templated transcription; chromatin organization. The record is from RefSeq and is a predicted model, not a curated record.